GGGCCCGGGCGGUGCUGGGCGGCGCGGGACCGACCGGAAGUGGGUCCGCGGCGUUUUCUGUUCGCGGGCCGCGGGCAGCACUGGCCUAGGCGGCGACGGGCCCUGCGUGCGUCUCUAGCCCGAAGGGAUGGUGGGCGGCUGUGUCCCUGAGCUAGACUGUGAGCACUGCGCGGGGCCCUGGAGGGCGGAGGCCGCCCUCUUCCCCGCCGCCCCGGCCGUGUUGCUAACCGAGCGGGGCUGGGUGAACACGCUUAUUGUGGAGAUGGGGGGAGCUCCCUAGUUGAACAGACCAUUUAAGGAAGAGGACUACUUUUCUACAUGUAUUAUUUAUUGCCUUCUAGUAACUCGCUCAGAAGAUGAAUCCAGCUAAUCCUUUCGGUGGGCAGCAGCCUGGUGUUUUUCCAACAUCUUCCAGUAGCUCCAUAGGAACAUUUCAAGCUAAGCCACAGUUUCGGUUUGGUCAGCCCUCUCUUUUUGGACAAAGCAAUACGUUAUCCGGAAAAAGCUCAGGAUUUUCACAGGUGUCCAGUUUUCCAGCAUCUUCUGGACAAAGUCAGUCUUCAGUGCAAACAUUAGGAUUCUCUCAAACCUCAAAUGUUGGACUCUUUUCUGGACUUGAACACAGUCCAGCCUUCGUAGCUGCCUCUGGGCCUUCGAGUUCAUGUGUGCCUGGAAACCCUGGAUUCAGUUUUAAGUCCCCCAACCUUGGAGCAUUCCCAACUACUUCUACUUUUGCCCCAGAAACUGGAGAAAAAGCAAGCUCUGGCUUUGGGAAAACAGAAUUUGGCUUUAAACCUCUGGAAAACUCAAUGUUCAGACCAAUACUGGGGGCUGAAUCUGAGCCAGAGAAAACUAAGAGCCAAGUUACUUCUGGAUUUUUUACGUUUUCCAAUCCAAUCAGUAGUGGACCUGGGGGACUGACCCCAUUUCCUUUUUCUCAGGGGACAAGUAGUUCAGCCACCAAUUCAAAUUUUACCUUUUCAAAACCAGGCAAUAAUAAUUCAUCAUCUGCCUUUACCCCUGCUUUGCCAAGUCAGAAUGUGGAGGAAGAGAAGCGAGGCCCCAAAUCACUGUUUGGAAGUUCUAGUAGCACCUUCACUGCCUUCCCCAUGUCUUCAGGAUCCUUGGGUGAACCCUUCCCAGUUGGCAAAACAGGUGUCAGACAAGGAAGCGAAGAAGCUGUUUCCCAAAUGGAGCCACUUCCCAGCCUCAUGAAAGGACUGAAGAGAAAGGAGGACCAGGAUCGGUCCCCAAGGAGGCACGGUCAUGAUGCAGCUGAAGACUUGGACCCUCUGUCAAGGGGUGAUCAUCCUCCAGAUAAACGACCUGUUCGCUUGAAUCGACCCCGAGGAGGCACUUUGUUUGGGCGGACAAUACAGGAUGUCUUCAAAAGCAAUAAAGAAGUAGGUCGUCUGGGCAACAAGGAAUCUAAAAAGGAAACUGGCUGUGUCGAGUCUGGGGAAAAUGACCACUUGGUCAUCCCAGGAGGGAGUCAGUCUGUCCCGGUACCUUCCCGGCUUCCAGGUGUGAAUAAAGAGGAAGAAACUGAGAGCAGAGAUAAAAAAGAAGAUUCUCUAAGAGGAACUCCUGGCCGUCAGAGCAAGAGGAGUGAGAGCACAGACAGUCUUGGGGGCUUGUCUCCUGCUGAAGUCACAGCGAUCCAGUGCAAGAACAUCCCUGACUAUCUCAAUAACAGAACCACCCUGGAGAACCACUUUGGCAAAAUUGCUAAAGUGCAGCGCAUAUAUACCAGGCGCAACAAGAAGCUGGCAGUGGUGUAUUUUUUUGAUCAUGCAUCUGCAGCCCUGGCCAGGAAGAAAGGGAAAGAUUUGCAUAAAGAUAUGACCAUCUUCUGGCACAAGAAAAAAUUAAGUCCCAACAAGAAGCCCUUCUCCCUCAAGGAGAAGCAGCCAGGCGAUGGGGAAGCUGGCCAGGGCACCGAGGACACGCCCUUUCAGCACUCCCCGCUCGGCAAGCCUGGGGUGAGGACUGCGACUGUCGGCCUCCUGAGUAAAAGUUCUCCUGUGAAGAAGCCAAGUCUCCUGAAGGCCCAUCAGUUUGAGGAAGACCCUUUUGAUGAGAGCUCCGAGGGCUCUGAGGGCCUCGGGCCGUGUGUGUCAUCCCUCAGUCCCCUGAUAGGUACCGUGGCUGAGACAUCUGAGGAGAAAUACCGCUUGCUUGACCAGAGGGACAGGGUCAUGCGGCAAGCUCGGGUGAAAAGGACUGACCUGGACAAAGCAAGAACUUUUGUUGGGACGUGCCUGGAUAUGUGUCCUGAGAAGGAACGGUACAUGCGGGAGACCCGGAGCCAGCUGAGUGUGUUUGAAGUGGUCCCAGGCACUGACCAGGUGGACCAUGCGGCCGCCGUGAAGGAGUACAGCCGCUCCUCAGCCGACCAGGAGGAGCCCCUGCCGCACGAGCUGCGCCCCUCGGCGGUGCUCAGCAGGACCAUGGACUAUCUGGUGACCCGGAUUAUGGACCAGACCGGGGGCGGCCUGCGGGACUGGUACGACUUCCUGUGGAACCGCACGCGGGGCGUACGGAAGGACAUCACGCAGCAGCACUUGUGCGACCCAGUGACGGUGUCUCUAAUUGAGAAGUGCACCCGGUUUCACAUCCACUGUGCUCACUUCAUGUGUGAGGAGCCCAUGUCCUCAUUUGACGCCAAGAUCAACAACGAGAACAUGACCAAGUGCCUCCAGAGUCUGAAGGAGAUGUACCAGGACCUGAGGAACAAGGGCGUAUUCUGCGCCAGUGAGGCAGAAUUCCAAGGCUACAACGUUCUGCUCAAUCUCAACAAGGGGGACAUCCUAAGAGAAGUGCAGCAGUUCUACCCUGCUGUUAGAAACUCCCCUGAGGUGAAAUUUGCUGUUCAGGCCUUUGCUGCAUUGAACAGUAAUAACUUUGUGCGAUUUUUUAAACUGGUCCAAUCAGCUUCUUACCUGAACGCUUGUCUUCUGCACUGUUACUUUAAUCAGAUCCGCAAGGAUGCUCUCCGAGCGCUCAAUGUGGCGUACACGGCAAGCACACAGCGCUCCACCAUCUUCCCCCUGGAUGGUGUGGUGCGCAUGCUGCUGUUCAGAGACGGCGAGGAGGCCACGGACUUCCUCAACUGCCAUGGCCUCACUGUCUCCGACGGCUGUGUCGAGCUGAACCGAUCCUCGUUCCUGGAACCCGAGGGCUUGUCCAAGGCCAGGAAGUCGGUGUUCAUCACCAGGAAGCUGACGGUGUCGGUUGGGGAGAUUGUGAAUGGAGGGCCGUUGCCCCCCAUACCCCGUCACACCCCCGUGUGCAGCUUCAAUGCCCAGAACAAGUACAUCGGGGAUAGCCUGGCUGCAGAGCCGCCUUCGGGCGUGCAGAGACCUGGCUUGGACAUGGCAGGUGCGGGGAGAGGAGAGGAGUGUGGUGCAGAGGCAGCCGAGCCCCUGCCGGCCCUCCUCCUGCAGCCCCUGCCUGUGUCGGCUUCUCCACCACAUCGCCCGGUGCUGCCCCCGAGCAUCGCGCCCAGCCUCUUGCAGCCCCCUGUGCAGCCCCCCAUGCAGUCGGAGCUCCUCCCGCCAAAGCCCGUGCCUGUUUACUCAGAUGCGGACCUGGCCCAAGUGGUGGAUGAGCUUAUCCAGGAGGUUCUUCAGAGUGACUUUGAGGAAGUCGGUGCCGCCGGGGCAGCCUUCGCAACCACAGCCCUGGGUGUUUCCAAUGCUGCUAUGGAGGAGCUGUUAACAGCUACAACCACAGGCAUCCUGAGGCACAUUGCAACUGAAGAAGUCACCCAGGAAAGGGAGCGGAAGGAGGAAGAGAGGCGGCGGGCUGAAGAGGAGAGGUUGAAACAAGAGAGAGAAUCAGCGUUGACUCAGCUGAGCCGGGACCUGGCCGCAGAGCUGACAGAAGUUGUGGUGACAGAAUGUGUGAGAGAAACCUGCUCCCAGGAGUUGAAGAGUGCAAUGGAGACAGACCAGAGGGUUCGUGUGGCCCGCUGCUCUGAGGACGUCUUUGCCCAUCUGGUGGACUUGUUUCUUGGGGAGGAAAUUUUCCAGACCGCAAAAGAGACCCUGCAGGAGCUCCAGUGCUUCUGCAAGUAUCUCCAACGGUGGAGAGAAGCUGUCGCAGCUCGCAAGAAGCUAAGGCGCCAGAUGCGGGCCUUCCCUGCGGCACCCUGCUGUGUGGAUGUGAACGACCGACUGAGGGCGCUGGUGCCCAGCGCGGAGUGCCCCAUUGCCGAGAAGAACCUGGUGAAGGGCCUCCUGGACCUGGGCCAUGCAGGGAGAGUGGGCAUCUCCUGCACCAGGUUAAGGUGGCUCAGGGACAUGGUGGCGCACCAGAUGAAGGUCCAGCACUUCCACCAGCAGCUGCUAAGUGAUGCUGCAUGGGCACCCCUGGACCUGCCGUCCCUCGUGGCUGAGCACCUCCCAAGACGGCAGGAGCGUGUGUUUUGGAAGCUGGUGCUGGUGUUGCCUGAUGGAGAAGAACAGUCCCCAGGGAGUCCCAGCAGACUUCUAUCACAUUGGUUAAAAGUCAAGUUCAUGGGCGGUGAUGGCUCAGUGGAUGACAUAUACGUUGAUGUUGGUGGGAUUCAGACACUCACUCUCUUUAACACUCUCAGCAGCAAAGGGGAUCAGACAGUUUCUGUCAGCGUGUGCAUCAAGAUCUUCUCUGCUGACUUACUAUUAAAACAGGUGGCCCACGGCGCUCUUAGUGAUGGUGCCCUCGAUGCUGUGGAGACACAGAAGGAGCUCCUGGGAGCCAGUGGGCUCAUGCUGCUGCUCCCUCCCAGAGUGAAGAGUGAGGACGCAGCAGAGGAGGACGUCUACUGGCUGUCGGCCCUGCUGCAGACCAAGCAGCUCCUGCAGGCCAAGCCCUUCCAGCCUGCGCUUCCACUGGUGGUUCUUGCGCCCAGCCCAGGAGGGGACGCCGUGGAGAAGGACGUAGAAGAGGGUCUGAUGCUCCAGGAUUUGGUUUCAGCUAAGCUCAUUUCAGAUUAUACUGUUAUUGAGAUCCCUGAUUCCAUUAAUGACUUAAAAGGCACGAGUAAGGUUUCACAGGCUGUGCAGUGGCUGGUCUCCCACUGCCCCUGUGCCCUUGACCUUUGCUGCCAGACCCUCAUUCAGUACGUGGAAGAUGGGGUUAGCCGGGAGUUUAGCAGCCGGUUUUUCCAUGACAGAAGAGAGCGGAGGCUGGGCGGCCUGGCCUCACAGGAGCCAAGUGCCAUCAUUGAGCUGUUCAACAGUGUGCUGAGUUUCCUGGCCUCUGUAGUGUCCUCCGAGCAGCUCUGUGACCUGUCCUGGCCCGUCGCUGAGUUUGCUGAGGCAGGGGGCAACCGGCUGCUUCCUCACCUUCACUGGAACGCCCCGGAGCACCUGGCCUGGCUGAGGCAAGCCAUCCUUGGCUUCCAGCUUCCACAGAUGGAUCUUCCGCCUCCAGGGGCGCCCUGGCUCCCUGUGUGUUCCAUGGUCAUCCAAUAUGCCUCCCAGAUUCCCAGCUCUCGCCAGACGCAGCCUGUCCUGCAGUCGCAGGUGGAGAGCCUGCUCUGCACCACAUACAGCAGGUGGAAGAACAGGCGCCCCUCCCCAGGACGGGGGGCUGGGCCCUCAGUUGCUGAGAUCCCAUGGGAUGAUGUCAUCGCCUUGUGCAUCAACCACAAGCUAAGGGACUGGACACCCCCAAGGCUUCCCGUCACAUCAGAGGCACUGAGUGAAGAUGGUCAGAUAUGCGUGUAUUUUUUUAAAAACCAUUUGAAAAAAUACGACGUUCCUUUGUUGUGGGAACAAGCCAGAAUGCAGACGCAGGAGGAGCUACAGUUGAGUCAGGGCCGUUUGGGGAUAAGAUCUUUUCAUCCUUCUGGAAACAAGCUUCCUACUCCAUUACUUCACGUGCGCCGCAAAGGGAAGAGAGGUGUGGAGCGCAGCCAAGAGGGGCGGAUUCCCAGCUCGGAGGAUCUGAUGCACGGAGCCUCGGCCCAGGAGCUCCUGGCCCAGUGUCUGUCUAGCAACCUGCUGCUGGAGAAAGAGGAGAGCAAGAGGUUUGAAGAUCAGCUUCAGCAGUGGUUGUCGGAGGACUCAGGAGCACUUAGAGAUUCAAUGUCCCUUCCCCUCUACCUACCUCAGAAUCUGGUGUCUCUGCCUCAGACUAUUGAACCUGUGAUGAAAACAUCUAUGACUGCAAGCCCUCAGAAUGAAAGGACAGGAAGGCAACUGCAGUUGUCAGAGGCAACAGGCACAUCUCUGACUGAACGGCUGAAGCACCUAGAAAGGCUGAUCCAGAGUUCAAGGGAGGAGGACAUUGUCUCUGAGCUCCAUCUCUCUGCACUGUUGGACAUGGUGGACAUUUGAGCCGCUGGAACUGAGAGAGGGUCCAGAAGAUUUUAUUCUAUUCAAAAUAAUGUUACUCUCAGAUGCUUGAUGCAUGUUGGAAAUGUGAUUAUUAAUCAUGCAAAUAAACCUUUGGAAUAU
Molecule: messenger RNA, 6446 nt
Organism: Budorcas taxicolor (takin)
Lineage: Eukaryota; Metazoa; Chordata; Mammalia; Artiodactyla; Bovidae
Gene: MCM3AP
Product: minichromosome maintenance complex component 3 associated protein
Exons: 30
Coding region: 357-6326 (1989 amino acids)
Biological process (GO): mRNA export from nucleus
Cellular component (GO): transcription export complex 2; cytoplasm; nucleus
Molecular function (GO): nucleic acid binding
Source: RefSeq, a predicted model, not a curated record